Durio zibethinus is the source of this 770-nucleotide messenger RNA. RefSeq names its product ubiquitin-ribosomal protein eS31 fusion protein-like. The record is from RefSeq and is a predicted model, not a curated record. Gene Ontology annotation, molecular function: structural constituent of ribosome; protein binding. Gene Ontology annotation, cellular component: ribosome. Gene Ontology annotation, biological process: translation. Lineage: Eukaryota; Viridiplantae; Streptophyta; Magnoliopsida; Malvales; Malvaceae.
CUCCAUCCUCUCCUUUGAAAAUCAACACUCAUCUCCUAGUCUUGAAACCCUAGCGGAAACCACCCAUUUCCUCUGCAUCUCCAGACAAGACCCAAGAUGCAGAUCUUCGUCAAAACCCUAACGGGGAAGACAAUAACCCUAGAGGUCGAGUCUUCCGAUACAAUCGACAAUGUCAAAGCCAAGAUCCAAGACAAGGAAGGCAUCCCACCCGAUCAACAGCGCCUCAUCUUCGCCGGCAAGCAGCUCGAAGACGGUCGCACCUUAGCCGACUACAACAUCCAGAAGGAAUCCACUCUCCACCUCGUCCUCCGUCUAAGGGGUGGCGCCAAGAAGAGGAAGAAGAAGACCUACACCAAGCCCAAGAAGAUCAAGCACAAGAAGAAGAAGGUCAAGCUCGCCGUGCUCCAGUUCUACAAGGUGGAUGAGUCGGGGAAGGUUCAGAGGCUGAGGAAAGAGUGCCCUAAUGCGGAGUGUGGGGCGGGGACUUUCAUGGCUAACCAUUUUGAUAGGCACUAUUGCGGUAAGUGUGGGCUCACUUAUGUUUACCAGAAGGCUGGUGGGGAUUGAGUUGGGUUCGACCUUUGGUUCAGCUCUUGCAAAACUUGGAUCUAUAUGUUUUACAGUAUGAGUAUUAGGGUUUAAUUUUCAAUAAUCGUUGGACUUUUUAAAAUUUUGUUAUGUUUUAAUAUGUUAUAAUACUUCGGAUAUGAUUUUGGAGUUUUGAUUACCAAUUUACUUGUUUGAAUCAAAUUAUGCUGUUUUCUACUUAA